Molecule: messenger RNA, 1220 nt
Organism: Populus trichocarpa (black cottonwood)
Lineage: Eukaryota; Viridiplantae; Streptophyta; Magnoliopsida; Malpighiales; Salicaceae
Exons: 9
Coding region: 94-1065 (323 amino acids)
Biological process (GO): protein folding in endoplasmic reticulum
Cellular component (GO): EMC complex
Molecular function (GO): protein binding
Source: RefSeq, a predicted model, not a curated record
UCAUAUAAUGCUCUUCAAAAUAGCAUAUCUGUAACAGAGUCCACAGACACUCUGACAGAGAAACGCACAAAGAGAAGGAGAGAGAAGCAGAAUAUGGUGACCAAAACAGAAGAGACGCAAUUGAAUAGAUUGGAGAGUCAAGUGGACAAUGGAGGAGGAGGGGCAUGGGAGUAUCUCUGCAUGGUUAGAAAGCUCAAAGUUAGGCGUUCUGUCAAGGUGUUAAAGCAUGGAUUAUUGAUCUUGAAUGACUCCAAGAAAAGAUCCAGUCUUGGUCCUGAAGAAUGGACUCUAUAUGAACAGGUUGCAGUUGCAGCCAUGGACUGCCAAUCUCUUGAGGUUGCAAAGUUGGGUGGUAUGAGAUUCUUUGUUUUGAAGUUUAUGCAAUAUGUAAUCUGCAAUCUUUUGCAGGACUGUGUAAAUGCGUUGCAGAAGAAAUUUCCAGAGAGUAAAAGAGUUGGCAGACUGGAGGCAAUGUUAUUUGAAGCAAAGGGAUCUUGGGGAGAGGCAGAAAAGGCUUACUCAAGCCUUUUAGAGGACAAUCCUUUUGAUCAGGUAGUACACAAGAGAAGGGUAGCUUUGGCAAAGGCACAAGGCAAUUUGACAGGGGCAAUUGACUUGCUCAAUAAGUAUCUUGAAACAUUUAUGGCUGAUCAUGAUGCCUGGAGAGAGCUUGCUGAAAUAUACAUCUCCUUGCAAAUGUACAAGCAAGCAGCGUUCUGCUAUGAAGAGCUGAUAUUAUCUCAACCUACUGUCCCGCUGUAUCAUUUAGCGUAUGCUGAUGUGCUUUACACUCUUGGUGGAAUUGAAAACCUUCUGACAGCGAAGAAAUAUUAUUCUUCCACCAUAGAUUUGACUGGGGGCAAGAACACCAGGGCACUUUUUGGUAUUUGUCUGUGUACGUCAGCUAUUGCACAGCUUUCAAAAGGACGAAACAAGGAAGACAAGGACAGUCCAGACUUGCAAUCUUUGGCAACAGCAGCUUUGGAGAAAGAGUACAAGCAGAGAGCUUCUGACAAACUCUCUGUGUUCACUUCAGGUUUUAAAAGCUUGAAAGUUUCAUCAUAACUCGAUCCUUUUUUUUUUUAAGAUUUUCGUUGUUGCCCCAGACUCUAAAAUCUGAAGUGGCCCUCAGUAACGUAACCAAAAGCUAAAAUUUAUAAACAUUGCAGAUUCCAUAUAAUUUAAAUCAUGAGUUAUAAUAUCGGUAUUUUUGUUGUUUA